AUGGCCGCCAUUCGCUGGGAAGGCCCGCUUCCCGUCUACGAUGGGUUCAUUCCGUUGGAACCUUGGGGCCAAACUGUCCCACCCCUAGGAUGCGUUCCCAGGCGGGAUGCUCUCACGCCCGCCAGUACUCAUCCUGCCCCCCAAGCGGAAACUACCCAUUUGUGCCACCCAACACCCCCAACCCACCCGGCCAACUCUACCCAUUCGGCCUGUCCCAGCGGCAAUGCGUCGCCUCCCGGUCAGUCUGGACCUCGGGCUGAGCUGCGCCACCGCUCCAAGCGGCUGCGAGCCUGCAAGAAGUCCGGCUACCCGGAACACUAUCUCUUGAUGUACAAAUCGGCGGCUGGUGUCAUGAAGGCUUUCCUGGAGACCGAUGUCGACGGGGAAGUGACGCACCGUCGCGUGCAGGGCCCGGAGCUUAUGGCAUUUCUCAGGUCUCCUCUCAUGGACGAUGAGCGCCGCGUCGUCGCCAUGCCCUCGGUUGACGUUGAGGUCCGCGUCCUGGCUGCCGAUCGUGCGUCGGUCCAUUUUCUCUUCGCCCGCAUCAUCCGCCGGGAGUCGUACUUUCGUGCGCUCCUUGUUCAAUCGCGCGGUACACGCGUGCGCCCGUGCCCGGAGAAGUGCGGCAAUCCAAACGCGUCUCCCAAGUUCCGGCAUUGCGUACGCGUCCCCUCAUUCCAGGGCGGCGCCUAUGCCGAGUGCGUCUGGCAGUCGCACGGAUCUCGCUGCUCUCAUUCCAACGAGGGCUCAAUGUCCGCCUGGGAUUCGGGCGGUAGUUCAGCCGGUGGUUCUCCUCGCGCUGGUCCUAGCCAGCGUGUUCUUCCUCCGUCUAGUUCGGGCUCGCGUCUGAACCCUUUUCUGCUUGAGGAGUAG
This is a messenger RNA of Lasiosphaeria miniovina, 873 nucleotides long. RefSeq lists its product as uncharacterized. Lineage: Eukaryota; Fungi; Ascomycota; Sordariomycetes; Sordariales; Lasiosphaeriaceae. The transcript has 3 exons. Bases 1 to 873 code for a protein of 290 amino acids. The record is from RefSeq and is a predicted model, not a curated record.